AGGCUAAACAAGCAUGUGCUCUCGACGUGAGCGAUGUUCUUUUCGGAUCCAGCAAAUUUAACCUGCUACCCUCCCCCGCAUUCUAUGGAAACCAUCAAGAGACUAGUUGAACAAGCCUCCCCCCCUGUCUUCUUCCUCUUCUCUUAUCCCCCGACCCUCCCUCCAAAUUCCCAGCAUCCUUAAGAGUAGACAUGCGGCAGAGAGGAAGAUAGCGAGGGAGAGUUGUCGAGUGCAUCACUUCCUCACCCCGACGACCAGAGAAAAGGCAGAAGACGGUAAAAUGUGGGAACACUCAGUAUUUUCUCGCUAACGUGCGCGUCCUAAACUCUCCUCCCUUUUCUGGGUGGUGGGGUUGAGGUGGUGGUGAUUGUGGGGUGAUGUGAACGCACACGGCUGCGUUGGCUUCUCGUCAGACGCUGUCCAAGACCUCGCAGAUAUUCAGUCGUGACGUCCCUCCGCUCUGCUCCUGCGCUCCUCUUAACAUUCCGCAUUUUUUUUGACGAGACGGCGCUGCCUGCCGCCGCCGCAUCCUCUCCUGACGCUUCACACGGAAAUCUCUUUCUCUCUAUUUUUCGGAUAAACCAAGUUCACAAUGACAGCUACCAAGGAGCAGCCGAACCAGAGACCGAAUCAACCGCCGCAGGACGAGGACCUUGGUGGGGUGAGUCCUCCUCAGAGGAACUGGAAAGGGAUCGCCAUCGCCCUGCUCGUCAUCCUGGUGGUCUGCUCCCUCAUCACCAUGUCAGUCAUCCUCCUAACCCCAGCUGACAAUCAAGCUGGAAGUGACACCAAACUGACCGUGGAGGAUUUGUUCAAACCCGAGUUCAAGGUUCACGACCCAGAGGCCAAAUGGGUCAAUGAUUCUGAAGUCAUCUACAGGAACAGUGACGGCCACGUCAUCAAAUUCAACAUCCUAACAAAUGAGACAGAGAUUGUCUUAACUAACACAACGUUUGUAAAUUUCAACGUGGCCAAGUACUCCAUCUCCCCUGACCUGAAAUAUGUCCUCUUCGCAUAUGAUGUGAAACAGGUUUACCGCCACUCCUUCAUGGCCUCCUACAGCAUCUACAACAUUCACACACGUGAGGUAUGGGAGCUUGACCCUCCGGAGGUCAUAAACUCAGUCCUGCAGUACGCCGCCUGGGGGGUGCAGGGCCAACAGCUGAUCUACGUUUUUGAAAAUAACAUCUACUACCAGUCAGAUGUCAAGAGUAACUCUCUCAGGCUCACAUCCUCUGGGAAGGAAGGGGUGAUUUUCAAUGGGAUUGCUGACUGGCUGUAUGAAGAGGAGAUCCUUCAGACCCACGUGGCACACUGGUGGUCGCCUGAUGGAGAACGACUGGCCUUCCUCGUCCUGAAUGACAGUUUGGUGCCAACCAUGGCUUUACCUCGUUUCACUGGCAUGGUGUACCCCAAAGGGAAGCAGUAUCCAUACCCCAAGGCCGGCCAACCCAACCCUGUGGUGAAGCUCUACGUUGUCAAUCUCUAUGGGCCGACGCACACACUGGAGCUGAUGCCUCCAGAGACUCUCAAACUACGGGAACAUUAUGUGACCAUGGUAAGGUGGAUCAGCAAGACCAAGACGUCUGUCAGGUGGUUGAACCGGGCCCAGAACAUCUCCAUCCUGACUGUGUGCGACACCACAACUGGGGCAUGCGUCACGAGACAUGAAGAGACCUCAGACCUCUGGCUCUCUAAGCAGAAUCAAGAGCCAGUGUUCUCCAAAGACGGCAGCAGAUUCUUCCUGACUGUCCCGGUCAAACAAGGAGGACGUGGAGAGUUUCAUCACAUUGCUAUGUUUACUACACAGUUCAGAGCAGAUCAAAAUGAAGUGCGGCAUCUAACAUCAGGAAACUGGGAGGUGACCAAGAUCAUUGCCUAUGAUGAAAACUCUGACAACCUGUAUUUCCUCAGUACAGAGGGUUCAUCACGAAGACGCCAGCUGUACAGUGUUAAAACUGUGGGUUUGUUCCCACGACGAUGUUUAACUUGUGAGCUAAACAAAGCUCACUGUCUGUACUUUGAUGCAGACAUCAGCCCCACAAACCAGCACAUCAUUCUCUACUGUAAAGGUCCUGGAGCCCCUACUGUGAUCUUACACAGCCUCAACAACUCAAAUUACUACAUCCUUGAGAACAACUCUGUGUUGAAGGCGGCCUUAAAGUACAAAAGGAUCCAACUGACUGACUUCAGAACUGUUCCAGUGGAACAUUUUGACUUGCCUCUGAAGAUCUCCUACCCGCCCGACUUCUCUGACUCCCGUCACUAUGGGCUACUGUUGUUGGUUGACAGCGCCCCUGGUGGCCAGGCUGUGAGCGACUGCUUCUCUCUCAGCUGGGACUCUGUCUUGGUCAGCUCUGACAACAUCAUUGUGGCUCGUCUGGAUGGCCGGGGCAGUGGCUUCCAAGGCCAGAGGAUCCUCCACGAGGUUCACCAGAGGCUGGGGACGGUUGACGUUCAGGACCAGAUUGCAGCAGUAGAUUACAUAAUGAAAUUUCCAUAUAUUGAUCGUACACGAAUAGCAGUGUUUGGAAGGGGUUAUGGAGCAUACAUAACAUUAAUGAUGCUCAAGUCCACCGACAUUCUCUUUAAAUGUGCAUGUGCAAUGUCUCCGGUGACAGACUGGAAACUCUACGCAUCAGCGUUCUCUGAGAGAUACCUCGGCAUGCCAUUACGGGAUGACAGCAGAUAUCAGUUUUCCAGCGUGCUGCAGAACAUCCAGGCACUUAGGGAGCAGACACUAAUGCUGGUGCACGGCACAGCAGAUGCCAACAUCCACUUUCAACAUUCUGCUGAGCUCGUCAAGAGCCUUGUAAAAGUUGGAGCAAACUACUCAAUGCAGAUCUACCCAGAUGAGGGCCAUUUCCUCUCCCUCCAGAGUCACCAGCAUCUCUACGCCACACUGACCGGUUUCUACAGAGAAUGUCUGAAGGAGGAGUUGCUACCACUGCCUGCGGAAGACGGGGAGGAGGAGGAGUAGCAGGCAGGAGGCCUGGAGGGUUAGACCUUUGGCAGAGCUUAAGAGAAUUUUGCUAAAAUCCGUCAAGGCCUUUCGCAUUUGGACCAACUGUUUAUCCAGACAUGGACACUGCGUUAGAGUGGCUAAUGCUCUUAGGUAGGUGUGUGUGUGUGUGUGUGUGUGUGUGUGUGUGUGUGUGUGUGUGUGUGUGUGUGUGUGUGUGUGUGUGUGUGUGUGUGUGUGUGUGUGUGUGUGUGUGUGUGUGUGUGUGUGUGUGUGUAAAUGUCUUGAGUAAGUAACUAAAGGACACAACGGUGACUCUUGCCGGCCCGGAGCUGAAGGCAGGGGACUCCCCUCCACCCACAUGUCAUUUCCAUUUGGGAGCGCUCCGUUUCUUGACGAAGCACACAGAAGACUGCCUCCACCUUUUGCAGUCUGGACUUGGCUGCAGUCAUUCACACGUAACCAAGUGCAUGGUUCUUUUCCCCCCACGUUUGCUAUGUCUCCUUCGUAGUCACACACGGACAGAAGAUACCACAGAUGCACACUCUGGAUCACACUCUUCUCUCUUUGGUUGUCAUAUUGUUGCACAAGGAAACGCUACAGUAUCUGCAAAGAGGUUCACCAAGCUGAUGCUGAAUAAGUGCAAUUUUCUAAUUAAACCCUCAUCUCCGUCAUCUCUUACCACAAAUGGACUCUACCAUUGUAGGUCACACGUUAUGGUACAGGGGUCUUGUGUAGACAUGUACACUGCCUUAUAAGGUUCAACAUACUGUCAUAUUAUUUGCUGGCAUAGGUAGUCGUCAGUUAGCAGCGUAAUGUUAACCUAUGUCAACUCAGGUCCUCGAGACAAAACAUUGCAGUGAGUUUAGAAGCAGUUUCAAAACGUUGUCAAGUGUAUGGUUAUGAAUGACGUGUAUUGGUCACAGUAAUGUCCAAUUCAGGCCACACUGCAAACGUUCUAUCGUAAUACUAUCAUGACAUUUAACCGUUUUAUUUUAUAUCAAGGGAUUAAGCCUCUGUGGUUUGAGAAGAUGUUGCAUUGCAUCUCCACCAGAUUCAAGAGUUGGUUUCUUUUUUUUCUGGACACUCAUAGUUCAGUAAAAAAGUGAGAACUGGAUGUACUAAGAUGGGCAAUUUUACAGUAUCAGUAAGGUGUUGCAUGUCUACAGGGAAUGUGUCAAGUGUUGCCACAUUUUGUACAGUACAAUACAGCAGAGUGUGUACAUAAAUAUAUUUUUGAGAUGUCAAAUCUCAUAGAAAGUUUAGUCUAUGGUAAAGGAUUGAUUUGACCUCGACGUAUUGUACUUUUUUGUAUGUUUUCUUUUGAGUUGUUAAUUAUCUUGAAUGGAUGGAUUUUGUAAACCGUCUCCUUGUUUUUUGCUGUUUGAAGGGGAAGGGGCAGGGCUGAGGACGGGGAGCUAUUGUGAUUGUCCGCUAGUGAUGGUAUAAAUAAAAAACACCUUAAAAACAUGGAGAGACGCAAAAGACGCUCACUUAAGCAGUUUAAUCUGAUCAGCUGUUUGAGAGAAUGGAUAAUCCAUAAUCCAGUCAUCUGUACAUAUUUAUUUAAUACUCCAGAGCCACAUUAUGGAGGUGAAGGAGACCUACGGUACAUUUUUUCUAACAGAAAUGAUCUACGUGUCCUAAGCUGCCACAACACCUCUGGUCUAUGACUCUCAUAAACGGCACAAACUGUCUAACCUAACGGAUGGAAAGUAUUAUCCUCAUAUCUAUAGUUUGAUAGGCUGUCGUUCCACAAGGUCUUCAUUGUGCAGGGAGAGACAAGACGUAUGAGUACAGUACACACAUGCAGGGGGGGUAACAGAACUGUAGUGUUUGUGUUUCCCUCCUGUGUUGUAUGACAGGCCCUAGAGUAGCAAAGCAACCAAACUGCAUUAUACCAUAAUCUCUAUAUGGAAUUAUAUUCAGGCCUGCAGCUCCUCAGAUUCAUUGCUACUUUCUGGCUAAUUCAUUGCUCUACUUUAGGCCAAAUAUUUUGUUUGCUUAGGUUGCUUUCAUUUUGUUUUGCAUUGCUGAACUGAAGAUCUUACCCUCUACACUGUAUUUUAAUCUGCAACAGUCACUUAUCAUAAAAAAGAGAACAUGGAUGCACAGCAAGCCUGACUCUGUAACGUCUCACUCAAGUCACCAAUAAAUAUUUUACAUCUCGUUUGUUUAA
Messenger RNA from Betta splendens (Siamese fighting fish), 5141 nucleotides. RefSeq names its product inactive dipeptidyl peptidase 10-like. The record is from RefSeq and is a predicted model, not a curated record. The transcript is spliced from 26 exons. Lineage: Eukaryota; Metazoa; Chordata; Actinopteri; Anabantiformes; Osphronemidae. Gene Ontology annotation, molecular function: dipeptidyl-peptidase activity; serine-type peptidase activity. Bases 593 to 2980 code for a protein of 795 amino acids. Gene Ontology annotation, biological process: proteolysis.